Messenger RNA from Ilyonectria robusta, 701 nucleotides. RefSeq lists its product as uncharacterized. The record is from RefSeq and is a predicted model, not a curated record. The coding region runs from base 41 to 217 and encodes 58 amino acids. Lineage: Eukaryota; Fungi; Ascomycota; Sordariomycetes; Hypocreales; Nectriaceae. The transcript has a single exon.
CGAGUGACCCAAAGGAAGUUGUACCAUACCAGCCUCUGAGAUGCUCCGUGCUUCCGGACGGGCUAGGGAAGCUGAAGUACAACACUCAGCUUCCACAGCCUCUCCGCAUCAAACUUGUUCGCCGCCCACGAGUACACUUCUUCCUGACCCGGGUCCGCAACAUGGCACGGAGCAUUUUGGCUUGCUGUCUUCACCACACCAGACGAAAGCCUGCUAAGCAGAGUUUGGGAAAGAAGGUAAUCGACCAACGCUGAAUUGACUAAUUGACAGGGUACUGUACAUAGUGCAUGCCCAGCUCGGCAGGAACAAAGAAGGGGGUGGAGACUCUAGGAAUUUUCUCUGUCAGAGCUAACUUCAGGCUGGUUGAUGUUUUUGCAUGCGCUGCACAGGCGUUGGGUUUUCAUUUCACUUAGACACUUUGUAGCUACUAGGCGUGCUCAGACAACUGAACGACGUUGGUGUUGUCUUGUCGAGUAGUCGGUCCUUUGUCUCCUUGGUCGGUUUUCAUGGGCCUGGGAGGCAGCCAGCGCAACUGGAGGAGACAGACAUCAGGGCCAGUAGGGUUCGUAAAAUGGUUUUGCCAGGAGGCCUCCGGUGAGUGAGCCAGUUCGGGAGCAACUUCGCUUGGGGGGUUCACGGAGGGAGGUGAUUCAUUGAAGUGAUGCAAAUCACAGGACGGUCGUGCUUCAAACCAAAGCUGU